AUGCCGGCUUGGAGAAUCUACCACCCGACUGGGACAUUCACCGAACCCAGUCACAGAGAGGAACUUUCAGAGGCGAUUACUUCGAUAUAUACACGUGCUGGAAUCCCACCCUUCUAUGUUGUUGUCUUAUUCAUGGAGAUGCCUGCUGGCACUAUGUACCGAGGCGGAGUUUCAUGUUCGACAGAAGGUGUGAAGCCUUUUAUUAGGCUUAUAUUUAGCCAUAUCGCCAGGCACUUUCCUCCUGGCGAGAGUCCGGAGAGGACUCGUUUUAUGAAUACCGUCCACGAGACCUUGAAGCCGCACAUUGCAGACAAAGGUUACAAAUGGGAGGUCAGUGGUGAGGAACUUGAGCGCGAAUUUCUGCGUAUCGAUGGUUUCACGAUUCCUCCUACCGGCUCUGAGGAUGAGAAGAAGUGGUUCCGUGACAAUGAAGCAUCUCCUUGGGGGCCUUAUCUCACAGACUAG
Aspergillus tubingensis is the source of this 465-nucleotide messenger RNA. RefSeq names its product tautomerase family protein. Lineage: Eukaryota; Fungi; Ascomycota; Eurotiomycetes; Eurotiales; Aspergillaceae. The record is from RefSeq and is a predicted model, not a curated record. The coding region runs from base 1 to 465 and encodes 154 amino acids. The transcript has 2 exons.